Molecule: messenger RNA, 3380 nt
Organism: Oncorhynchus kisutch (coho salmon)
Lineage: Eukaryota; Metazoa; Chordata; Actinopteri; Salmoniformes; Salmonidae
Product: SH2 domain-containing adapter protein F
Exons: 8
Coding region: 309-1832 (507 amino acids)
Molecular function (GO): phosphotyrosine residue binding
Source: RefSeq, a predicted model, not a curated record
CAGGUAUGAGGACAGGGAAACGUAUCCCACGCUUGCAAAAGCGCUCUCCCAUGUUGCGGAGAGGACUCGCCACAGCCAAGAGCGCUCUGCUGUCAGAGCGAAAGUGUCCGAGUUGCCGGAGCUCAGAAAGUACAUGUGGCUGUGUUCUCUUGGUCAGCGCAGUAUCCACGGACAGAGUAGGCGCUGUAGAAAAAUUUCAGAAGCCAGUCGAGGUGACCUAUAGAAAUACAACGCUCAGGAAAAGAGGUUAUUGUCAGGAAAGGUGAAACGAAAUAUUUAUAUAGACUUGUGAGCAAUGCACUGGCAGCAUGGCCAGAUGGUUCAGGGAACACCUAGGAUUCAAAACUACCAAAGCACCACCUCCAGCGCCCCCGAAACCGGACUACAGACAUUGUCACGCCGCUGUGACUGGUACGCUUGGCUACCAACAUCCAAGCCCCGCACAGCCGGACAUUCUUGCUGCUUACAAACUACAAAAGGAACUGGACUUCGAAGAUCCGUACACGGGAGGAAAUAUUUCGUUUGGAACUGGUCUGGGCUGUGGGGGGUCACCGGACAUAAAGUAUGUGUCACCAAAGCACCGGCUUAUAAAGGUGGAAACAAUCGAGAAAAGCAACUCUGCUCCGGGCAGCGGUAUCGUUGCCCAAGCUGUUGCUGUUGGGAACGUUAAAUCUCCCACGUCACCGCCUCCUGAAAAUGAGAAUAAAGAAAAGCUCCUUAUCCUGGAUGACUAUGCAGACCCGUUUGAUGCGGAGCAGGACGGGGGGACCCAGGCCACCACCGAGAAGGUGACCCAGGCCAGCACAGAGAACGAUGGCUACAUGGAGCCCUAUGAGGCCCAGAAGAUGAUGGCAGAGAUCCGCGGUGGCCGGGGGCCUAAGGAGGGGUCACUGAGGUCACUGCCCCUGUACGACACGCCCUACGAGCCAGCGGAGAAUGGAGGGGACUCGGACGGCGAGCGUCCCCGCUGCCCCAGAGAGAGCCGGCUGCCUCAGGAUGACGAGAGGCCCCCGGAGGAGUACGACCAGCCCUGGGAGUGGAAGAAGGAGCGCAUCUCCAAGGCCUUCGCAGGUACGAGAGCACCUCUGCUCUGUUCUGACUGCAUUAGCUACAAGGGCUCUGUAAGUGGCAGUGGAUCAGAACCAGAGUCAAGGAAGGACAACACCUCUAAAUCCCUCACAGUAGAGAUUAAAGUGAUCAAGGAUCUGCCGUGGCCCCCUCCUGUCGGCCAGCUCAACCACAGUCCUCCCCUGGCCCUGCUGGAGGGGGUGGAGUCACCCCCCGCUCUGCCCCCCCAGCCAGGCCAGCACUCCCCUGGACACACUGCCUGUGACCAGCACCACCAUGUCCAGUUUGAAGGGGCGGAGAAGUCCAGAAUGUCGCCCACCAGGGAGGGUAAAGGAGGGCGUCCGCCCCGCAUCCACUCCAGUUGCUGUCUGGUCAACACCAAGAUGACCUCUCUGGACCACUGCAGUGCUGCUCUGGGGGAACGCAUUGACCCCUCCAUGUCCCUGGAGAGCCAGUUCUGGUACCAUGGAGCGAUCAGCAGGACGGAUGCGGAGUCUCUGCUGAGGCUGUGUAAGGAGGCCAGCUACCUGGUGAGGAACAGUGAGACCAGCAAGAACGACUUCUCCCUCUCACUCAAGAGCAGCCAGGGCUUCAUGCACAUGAAGCUGUCAAGGACGAAGGAGAACAAGUACAUCCUGGGUCAGAACAGCUGUCCCUUCGACAGUGUCCCCGAGAUCAUCCACUUCUACUCCAGCCGCAAGCUGCCCAUCAAGGGGGCCGAGCACAUGUCCCUGCUCUACCCCGUGGCCAUCAGGACACUAUAGUGACAUGGCCUUCCCCAAAGGUCACACAGGGGUCAGAUGCCCUCUCCUGCCACCUCCCCUGGGAAACCCUGUCGCUCUGCCUAUUUUCUUCUGUUUGAUUGGUCUGAAGGACAGAGUUCAAGUUGGCGGAGGAGGCAGGGAUGAUGAGGAUAAUGCAGCUCACCGGUCAUCACCUACCUGAUCCCAGACCUGCUAUUAACUUUUUGUUUGUAUUUUCUACAACAUUAUCAUUGCAUCAUUGACUGAAACAUCAUCUGCAAGCAUUGUUUCACUGAUCCCACAGCUGCUUCCUCAACAGUGCCACUAUGUACCCACCUCUUCCACAUAAGACCUGUUCAUAUUGGAUUUGGCUCCAUGUUAUGCUGAAAGUGUAAUGUUUGUUUAGUGAGGGGAACCUAAAGAUUGUAAUGUCCUUAUAAAGGAAGCAGGGAAGGCAAAUUCAUGUAUUGGAGUUAUAUAUGGGCACUCUACAGUGGCUGGCAAACUCAAUAAACAUGCCCUGUGUGAAUACUUUCCCCGUCAGUGCAACAACAGUUUAGUGUUUAAGUGCUGUACGGUCUGCAGACUGACGUCUCUGUCUAUUCCCGGGACUGUAUUUCUGAUAUCCUUCACCACGGGUGUCCCAUUGGUAGGACAGUGUAAGUACAGCUCUGGUUUGACAGUCAGCAGACUGAUAGAUGGAUCACUACUAUGUUACACAGCAGUAGCACCAUUGGCUAAAUGAGCCAGAGAUGGGCGCCUAGUCUCAAAAUGGUCCAAAUUACCUUCCCAAUCCCCCAUCGUAGAAUAUCUUUGCAUGGGUAGAAUGGAAUAUGCCUGCAUUGUCUACCUCAGAAAAUCAAUUUCAUUCGUGAAUCUGCAGAUCAAUAGGUACAAUGGGAUUGCAGAUAUUGAUCCAACCCCCACCAUGCGACUCCUAUUCCCAACAAAUUGCAUCUAUGGUUUAAGAAUAUGUUUUUGCAUAAACCAGUCACAUGUUUUUGUUUCUUUUUUUUACUACAUUUUACAGAUCAGCAUUUGUAUGUAUAGUCACUAUGAAAUUGUGUGAUGUCAGUAACAAAUGUUUGGUUAAUGCCUUAUAAUGCAUGGGUUGAAUAAGUCGGAUUAGAUCCGCUGAUUUCUAGAGUUCUGCUUCUUUCAACGAUUGUUCUGUGACUGUAAUUUAUUCUGGGGUAAUUCUUCUUAUUACAGAUGUGUUACUCCUCUCUGUGAAGGCCUGCCUCGUGGCAUCCAGCCCUCACUAUUCUCUGCCAUGUGAUCGUGUUUGGCCAGAACUUAAAUACCCCGGACCUGGUCUCAUAUACUGUGGUGCUUCGCUUUGUGUUUUAGUCAGUUCUGCUUCAUGUGUCCAACUGCCUCUGUGGCCUGACUGAGACACUGAAGAGUAAUGGUGUCUCGUGACCAAUGGGAUUGUCAAGCCUCACAUAAAGACUGUAUAAACCCCAUGGACCAAUCAGAGGACUCAAUUUUCCUAAAUGAACCCUGACCUCCAGUCUGUCCUAACCCCUCUAUUUGUUCGAAUUAUUUAAUACACAAAUCUCAAAAUUG